Impatiens glandulifera is the source of this 1685-nucleotide messenger RNA. RefSeq names its product protein GRAVITROPIC IN THE LIGHT 1-like. NCBI's taxonomy places the organism in Eukaryota, Viridiplantae, Streptophyta, Magnoliopsida, Ericales, Balsaminaceae. The transcript is spliced from 3 exons. Bases 329 to 1684 code for a protein of 451 amino acids. The record is from RefSeq and is a predicted model, not a curated record. Gene Ontology annotation, biological process: negative gravitropism; response to red or far red light.
AUUUUCUUCUCUCAAGCUCUCUCUUUGUUCUUCAUUUCGUACUUUUCUCUUUCUCUCUCUACUCUCUCUCUAGUUCGAUUUCUCUUCAUCAUCGAAGGAUUCAUCUGAAAUCGCAGACGGUUGAGUUGAUUGAAGAAACGAAGCCCUAGUCAAACGAAGAAACUUUCAAAUGCCGUAAAGUUUGACUGAUAUUUCGCAGAGACGGCGAAAAACGACUCGGUUUGGUUCUGAUUCAAGUUCUUCGUCGCCGAUCGAGGUUUAAGCUAUGAUUUGUUGAAGGAAGAUUGAUACCUCUUCGUCUGUGUGUGAUUAAGCUUUUACCCUUCAGAUGGAUUCAGUUGACCGUAAGGCAGUUACUCCAAGUAAGAGCAGAUUGUUCCGGGCAUUCUCUAAGGUUAUCCAUGCCAGGUCCUUGACUGGCGGAAUCGGACAUGACGAGAUUCGGAAAGACAAGUCUGAUGAGAAGCCAAAGAUGAAACCCAAUAGCCUGAGAAACAGGUUUCUAUCAAUUGUCGAAAAUGAAGAAGAGGAAAAGCUAAAGGAGAAAGAACUAACCGAAGCUGUUCUCGCAAAGCUAUUUGCAAGCGUUUCAGAAAUUAAAGCUGCUUAUGCCCAGCUACAAUUUUCUCAGUCUCCUUAUGAUGUUGACGGGAUUCAAGCAGCUGAUCAGAUUGUAGUAUCGGAAUUAAAAUUUCUAUCGGAAUUGAAACAAGCCUACGUCAAGAAACAAAUAGACUUGGACCCGAAGAAAACACUGUUCUUAGCUGAGAUUCAAGAACAGAAGUCUCUACUGAAAACGUUUGAGGUGACAGGAAAGAAGCUUGAUUCUCAGCUCAAGCUUAAGGAAUCAGAGAUUUUAUCCCUUAAGGAGAAAUUAAACGAUAUCAACCGAGAAAACAAACGAAUGGAGAUGAGAUUGAACUCGAGCGGUUUACUAUCCAUUCCCGACACUCUGCAUAACUCGGGAUUGAAUUCCACCCUUUUCACAACUGUUCAUCAGCAGACAGUUAAAUCGAUCCGAGUAUUCGUCAGGUUGAUGAUCGACGAAAUGGAGUUAGCCGGGUGGGAUUUGGAAACAGCUGCCAGCGCGAUCGAACCCAGCGCUUCUAUUAACAGAAACCUGAACAAUCAGACAUGUUUCAUCUUCGAAUCCUAUGUUUCUCGCGGAAUUUUCGACGGUUUCAAUCACCCGGAAUUCUCAAGUAAAGUUAGGAAGAACCGGAGGUCGUUCUUGGAGAGGUUUAACGAACUGAAGACUUUCAAAACUAAGGAUUAUCUGGCACAGAGGCCGAAAUCGGCUUUCGCUAAAUUCUGCUCUUCAAAAUUCCUACAGCUGAUUCACCCAAAAAUGGAACUGUCUCUAUUCGGAAACCUGCAGUUGAGGAAUCAGGUAAUGGCAGGGGAAUAUCCUGAAACAAACUUCUUUACUGUAUUUGCUCAAAUGGCUAAGCGUGUGUGGCUGCUACAUUGCUUGGCGUUCUCCUACGAGCCUGUGGUGUCGGUUUUUCAAGUGGGGAAGGGUUGUCGAUUUUCAGAUAUUUACAUGGAAUGCGUGAACGAAGAAGCUUUCUUGUCGGAGGAUGGGUCGUCAACUGUGGCGGUGAAUCCGAGAGUUGGGUUUAGCGUCAUACCGGGGUUUAAGGUUGGUAAGACGGUUAUACAAUGCCAAGUCUACUUAUAUUGAU